This is a messenger RNA of Trypanosoma conorhini, 510 nucleotides long. RefSeq lists its product as uncharacterized. Bases 1 to 510 code for a protein of 169 amino acids. The transcript has a single exon. The record is from RefSeq and is a predicted model, not a curated record. NCBI's taxonomy places the organism in Eukaryota, Euglenozoa, Kinetoplastea, Trypanosomatida, Trypanosomatidae.
AUGCGGCGAGUUGCACUUGUCGGUGCGUUGGCGAGCGUCACUUGCAGUCCGUUAUCGCUGCCGCGUUCGUCGCUGUUGUCGUUGGAGCUUGGCUCCCCCGGCGGCCACCUCGUCGUGCCGCGGCGGUCCAAAGCCAGCUGCAUCCGCGUGGCCAACCGCAAGCGUGUCGAGAUGUUUCUUGCGAAGCGGUUUCACCUCCCGACGCGGCUGAGGACGGCCGCGCCGGAGAUCGCGGCGGAGUGGGACCACGAAAAGAACCCGAUGCACCUUUACCCGGAGAUCGUCGGCAUCGGUCACGUGGCCCCGGUCUGGUGGAGGUGCGGCGUCUGCCAGCAUUCCUUUUCGAUGAGCGUCGAGAAGCGUGUGGUGCGCGGGGGAGGCUGUCCGGCCUGCGCAGCAGUCGAGGCGGGGGAGGGGAAAGCGCGGGAGGCGAACGUGUUGGAUGGGGAGCGAAAUCCGGACCUUCGCCCCAAGCGGCCAGUGAUGUUUAACUUGCGAACAAAGUACUGA